ACGUAACUCACUCUCAUCUGACAGCGGUCUAUUAUUUUCUGUGUCGGUUCUGUUAAAAGUGCAACCCAUUUGUGAGCAUGGCAGCGAUAUUAAGAAAUUCUGUGCUAGGCCGAACAUUCAUACAAUUCGGUUCGAAAAUUGAAGCAGCACACAAUGUCCGCUGUUAUGCAAGCGCCAAUCGGAUCAAACCAUUCAAGAAAGUCGAAAUUACGGAUAAAGCACGGAAUGACACCAAAUCUAUGCAAAUGAGGGCUGAAUACGAAGCCCUGGAAGAGGGAGCUUCCGUAACUGGUCAAACAGUUCAGUCGGUAGGACAAUCGUUGGCCUCCCGAGGUUAUCUUCGUCCAGUAAAGCCGUAUUCUCCGCCAGAAAAUGUUGAGUCUACAAUAGUGGCAAUUGGAAACACCCUCAAACUUUCCGAUCGGAAGCAAAGUUUCACCACUAACGAACUAAAGUUUGAAUUUCUCGCAGCCUGCUACAAUGCCUUUAAACAUUCUGUCCCUAAUUCCCGACUGCACGAAAUAAACACCAUGGACGAUACCAUUGAUUUUUAUCAAACUCCGGUGAGCACUACUUUACCAUUGGAAUCCCUCAAACCCGUUGAGCUGCCGGAGAAUCUACACAUUCAGCACGAGUACAUUCGUUUCCAUCCGGAAACUGACACAAUGUUCGGAGGGAAAUCGGCUUUCCCGAAAAGUUCCACUAUCGUUACGGGUCUGAAGUACAAAGACAAAUACAGAGGCCAUGCGGCGAAAAAAUCGUGGCCCUAGUUAUCGUUGUUGUAUGAAUAAAGCAGUCAAUGAUAAAAUCCAUUAUUAACCCGAA
Toxorhynchites rutilus septentrionalis is the source of this 825-nucleotide messenger RNA. RefSeq names its product 39S ribosomal protein L50, mitochondrial (gene mRpL50). The transcript has 4 exons. The coding region runs from base 78 to 770 and encodes 230 amino acids. The record is from RefSeq and is a predicted model, not a curated record. Gene Ontology annotation, cellular component: mitochondrial large ribosomal subunit; mitochondrion. Lineage: Eukaryota; Metazoa; Arthropoda; Insecta; Diptera; Culicidae.